CUUAUGUGCAUUUGAUCUGUUUAGGUGGCCUUUGGUUCUCCUCUGCUCUGUAGGCGUGAGUGAGAAGGAGAGAUAGAGGGAGAGAGACGUUUGUUCCUGCUUUGCUUCUCAUAAAAGUGGGAAGAGAGGAGUGAUUAGCGACGAAGAAGGAAAUAAAGAAAGAAAUGGAGAAAGCACUGACAAAGGUUGGGAGCUUCUGGAUUUCCAAGAAAGCCAAAGAACUCUCCACCAUUUCUCAUGACCUCUCUACUUUCUCAGGUGCUGUUGAAGAGAGGGCAAAAAGGGUAUUCAACAAGCUGAAAGGUAAGCCACAAAAAUCCUUGGCAGAUGUCCUCCGAGAGUACAACCUUCCCCCUGGGUUAUUCCCUCAAAACGUGAAAUGCUACGAGUUGGAUGAAUCGAAAGGUAAGCUAAUAGUUUACUUGCCCUCUGUCUGCGAGGUGUGUUUCAAGGACUCAUCCAUCUUACGGUAUGCCACUCGAGUGAAAGCGACAUUGUCAAGGGGAAAGCUCACUGGAAUAGAAGGAAUGAAAACAAAAGUUAUAAUGUGGGUUAAAGUCAGCAGCGUUACUGUUGAGAGCUACAAAUCUGAUAAAGUGUGGUUCACUGCUGGUGUGAAGAAAACCAGGCCUAAAGAUGCAUAUGAAAUGCCUCGCGAAGCCAUUCAAGUUGAAGAAUUUUGACAACUUUUGCAAGCUAUAAUUUGCUGGUUAUUGAUUCAAGUUCUUUGUUGACAGACACAUAUCUGUACCUAUUACUUUUCAUUGGCCUUUUAUUACUCAAGUGACAUAACCUGUUGGCUGCUGCCAUGCCAGAUUGUAACCAAAAUAUUCAAAAGUUCAAACGUAA
Molecule: messenger RNA, 849 nt
Organism: Hevea brasiliensis (rubber tree)
Lineage: Eukaryota; Viridiplantae; Streptophyta; Magnoliopsida; Malpighiales; Euphorbiaceae
Exons: 3
Coding region: 165-683 (172 amino acids)
Source: RefSeq, a predicted model, not a curated record